Symsagittifera roscoffensis is the source of this 3577-nucleotide messenger RNA. Its product is annotated as ribosome-binding protein 1-like. The transcript has 14 exons. Gene Ontology annotation, molecular function: phosphatidylinositol binding. Gene Ontology annotation, biological process: endocytic recycling; intracellular protein transport. Lineage: Eukaryota; Metazoa; Xenacoelomorpha; Acoela; Convolutidae. The coding region runs from base 1 to 3225 and encodes 1074 amino acids. The record is from RefSeq and is a predicted model, not a curated record. Gene Ontology annotation, cellular component: early endosome.
AUGGAUAAACCACCCGCGGUGCAUCCAGUUUGCAAAGGGGGAGCCGGAGGUGGUGGGUUUGGCGAGGGUGAAGAAGAGUACUCGGAACUCAUGAAGCGAAUCGAGUUCAACGCCAAAGACCACAGAACACGUCACGUGACUGGUGCCUUAGUUCUGGCAUGCACAUUCGCCAAUAAACCCUUGCUUAGAGAUAUUUGUGUGAUAAAUCUGACUAAAGUAAGCGACAAUCUUGGCGGUAAAGGCGUGAUUGAAGUGUACGAUGAGAACGAAGUCGCAUUCCACUUGAUGUCGGCGUGGUUUCUAACCGCUUAUUAUGAUGAAGUAGUGCCUGAACGAGACGACUCGCCCCUGCCUGUGUUUUGGUUUUUUCUGUUCAAGCUGAAUGAAAUGAGUAAAAUGGGAUACUUGGGAGGUCACGACCCGAAAUACGUUCCAAGUGAAUUCUGCUUGCAUCGAGACGAAAUAUGGUAUUACCCAAUAGAGGUAGAAGUCUUCGUAGACGAAGAAAUGGAAACACUGGAAGACUUCGUGUUCUUGUCGUGUGACAACAUCCACGAAGCCACUCGCAAGCUGAUCAAACGUGUCUUCGGCCACACGAGGGCAAGCAACCUGCCGCCUAAAUUGAAGUUGUUCAUGCAGUGCGAGGCGGAAACAGAGAAGGAUAAAGACGGAGACGGCGAGGAGGGGGAGGAGGGUGAAAAUGAGGGCAAAGAGGAGGAAGGCGAAGAGGAAGAAAACGAAGAAGGCCAAUCGAAGUCGAAAUCAAAGUCUAAAGUGGAAGGCGAAGACGGAGAAAAACCUGAGGAGGAAAUGCAGCACUAUAACAUGCACAUGAUGGCCCAGAGGUUCCAAGAUCUUACCAACCAAGUGUUCCAUUUUGGGGAUCUUCUCCUCCCAAAGACGGCUGUUUUCUACUUGAAACCGGAAAAGCAAGCUCAUGGCAAGAAGAGCAUGAAACCAGAGCAGUACGACGACUUCAUCAUGUGUGACCAAAUUCGAGAUCCAGAAGAGAACAAUGAGAGGAUAGUGGACCCCCUGCCAAGUGAUAAGGCUAUGGAAAAGUCCAAGGCGCAUAUUCUGGCUCAUAUUGUGUUCCUGUUUGACACUAUUCUACAGGAAAGUGAGAAAUCGGGAGCGGUGCGUCUGAUGCUGGUCAUCUGCAACCAGGCAGACAAAUCUGAGAAGCUGCAGAAGGCAGUACUAGGUCACUGUUGGAUGGUCAUGAUCGCCAAUCUGCACCACCUCAUAGACCAGUCCAUAACAGACGGGGCCAAGCGGGACCUGCAGUACAUUGGCAAGUGUUUCGCGGAAUGCCUGUGGGAUGGGAAGCGUGAAUUUGUUACAGAAUAUCCGGACCUGCUCAUAUCCCUGGAAGGACUGGACAGUUUGAUCAAGACAAGGCGAGCUACCCGUACUUGGAGACCGAAGACUAGUACAAUCAAGGAAGGAGACAUGGGAGAGAACGAGGACGAAGACGAAGAGGUGGAAGGAAGUGAGAAAGACAAGGACAAGGAAGAGGGGGAGGAGGAAGGGGAAGGAGGUGAAGAGGAGGGGGAGGAGGGAGAAGAGGGCGAAGAAGUUGAAGGUGAAGGCGCAGAAGGCGAAGAGGGUGAAGAGGAAGCGAAGAAAAAGAGCAAAGAGGCGAAAAAGGAAAAAGAGAAGAAAAAGAAGGAAAAGGAGAAGAAAAAGAAAGAGAAGGAAAAAGAGAAGAAAGAGAAGGAAAAGGAGAAGAAGAAAAAGGGAAGCAAAGGCGAAGAUGAGGAGUCGCGUGAGAAGCCGGUGAAGAAACGGCCUCUCCAUUUCGGACAGCCGGUCUACGACGGAGACGAGGCGCUGACCUUUUUGAACGCGGUGUUCGAGACUCACCAGGACGAAGUGCCGGCCGAUGGGAAGAAGAGAAAAAGCACAGACGAAGAAGGAAGCAGCCAGGGAUCCAAAGGUAGUCAAGCCGAAGGCAGCCAGGGCGAAGGAAGUCAGGCCGAAGGAAGUCAGGCCGAAGGAAGUCAGGCCGAAGGAAGUCAGGCCGAAGGAAGUCAAGCCGAAGGUAGUCAGGCUGAAGGAAGUCAAGCCGAAGGUAGCCAGGCCGAAGGAAGUCAAGCCGAAGGCAGCCAGGUCGAAGGAAGUCAAGCCGAAGGCAGCCAGGCCGAAGGAAGUCAAGCCGAAGGCAGCCAGGCCGAAGGAAGUCAAGCCGAAGGCAGCCAGGCCGAAGGCAGUCAGGCCGAAGGCAGUCAACCCCCCGAUGAAAGCCAAGCUGAGGGAUCGCAGAUCGUGAUUAUAGCACUUUCCACUUUCAAUGAACACUUUGGUUUGAGAGGCGAAGAGGGUGAAGAGGAAGCGAAGAAAAAGAGCAAAGAGGCGAAAAAGGAAAAAGAGAAGAAAAAGAAGGAAAAGGAGAAGAAAAAGAAAGAGAAGGAAAAAGAGAAGAAAGAGAAGGAAAAGGAGAAGAAGAAAAAGGGAAGCAAAGGCGAAGAUGAGGAGUCGCGUGAGAAGCCGGUGAAGAAACGGCCUCUCCAUUUCGGACAGCCGGUCUACGACGGAGACGAGGCGCUGACCUUUUUGAACGCGGUGUUCGAGACUCACCAGGACGAAGUGCCGGCCGAUGGGAAGAAGAGAAAAAGCACAGACGAAGAAGGAAGCAGCCAGGGAUCCAAAGGUAGUCAAGCCGAAGGCAGCCAGGGCGAAGGAAGUCAGGCCGAAGGAAGUCAGGCCGAAGGAAGUCAGGCCGAAGGAAGUCAGGCCGAAGGAAGUCAAGCCGAAGGUAGUCAGGCUGAAGGAAGUCAAGCCGAAGGUAGCCAGGCCGAAGGAAGUCAAGCCGAAGGCAGCCAGGUCGAAGGAAGUCAAGCCGAAGGCAGCCAGGCCGAAGGAAGUCAAGCCGAAGGCAGCCAGGCCGAAGGAAGUCAAGCCGAAGGAAGUCAAGCCGAAGGCAGCCAGGCCGAAGGCAGUCAGGCCGAAGGCAGUCAACCCCCCGAUGAAAGCCAAGCUGAGGGAUCGCAGAUAGAAGAAGACGAAGAGAGGGGCAGUCAGCAGCCACCCCCAGAGGAAGUGGACGAAACUACCGGAGCUAGUGCAAGUGGAGCUGGAUCCGCUCAGACUUCUAGUGAGAUGGGGGAGGGGGGAGGGAGUGAGUACGAAGAUGCGGGGGGCAAGAAAAAGAAGCGGAAGAGAAAAAAGAAGAAAACAAAGAUGAGCGAAGCUGUUCCCGAGGAGGACGAGGAGGAGGGCUAGGAAGAGGGGGGGUUGGAAGCGGAUCAACUGGAGGGCCAGACCAAGAAGUAAGGUGGAACCAAGCGAGAAUAUUGGAAACCACAAAGUUCAAACUACAGCAGUAAUGACCAGUGUUAAUUUUCUUAAAGUUAUUUAUCACACGUGCGCAGUUUGAGCUAUAUUAAUAGGUCUUAGAAGUUCUUUAAAAUGUUCAGUUCAAUUUGAAAAGCGAGCUCGAUAAUCAGCAGUUGAAAUUUGCUCUCAUAAAAACCCGUGUUGAGUUCACAUUGAAAAUUAGCGAUUAAAGCUUGAAUUUUUAUAGAUGGGUUAUCGUUAAUUUAGCGCUAGGAAAUCAGCCAUUUUUUAGCGAUCA